Messenger RNA from Procambarus clarkii (red swamp crayfish), 5322 nucleotides. The record is from RefSeq and is a predicted model, not a curated record. Lineage: Eukaryota; Metazoa; Arthropoda; Malacostraca; Decapoda; Cambaridae.
CAGGUGACCAGCCUCGCUACACCGUCGCCGCCACCAGUCUAUACUCACCUUCCAACACAAGUUCAACGGCAGGAUUUACGGUGCUAAGCAGGUGGAUCAGUGCCAGUACCCCGCUCCUGUACCUUGUUAAACAGUAGAAACAUUUGAGAGUGUAGUGUUAUAAUGACUGGUUAUCAGUAUUAUGUGAAUAAUGAACAAUGAAAAGUGUAUAUUGUGGUGAUGUGUGCCAAGUUUGUCAGCCAAUAAGUAUUUUUGGCUCGGUGACUUUGAGUACUGAAGCUCUACUGAAAGCGCAGCAUGGAGUGGUUGAUGAUGAGUAUGGACCACUUCUUUACGCCUACAAUACAGCUUGGAGCCUAUGUUGGCGAGAACAAGUACUUGCUGACUCCUAAUUGUCAUGGCAGAAUAGAUGAAGUGCUUGAACGCCUACACCAGGACAAGGAACGAUGGCACUACCGUCGUUCACUCUUUCUUAACAACAUCAUUGCCAAGAGGGGAACAUUUCUCACGCUAGUACUACAGGAACUCAUGACGCCAGUGGAGUGCUUGAUGCCAUCUGAGAUAAAGAGUUGCAGUAAUGAAGGUCACCUUAUUAUCUAUGAAUUGGAGUCUUCCAUUGUAAUGGCCAAGAAACUGUUCCUUGAUACUCAAGUAACCAAAUCUAUAAUUGAUGUCAUGAGUUCAGUUCUUCAGGAUUCAAAAAUGUUGAGCCUAUCUGAGUGUGAGCUGAUUAACCAUUGCCUGCUGUUAGUGAGGAACUUGCUGCAUGUCAGUAAUAUCCCGAGUGCUCACCAUACGAUGAGCUACAGUUCACCUCCAGCAGCUGCAGCUAAGCCGCAGGGAGGACCUGUUUCAGCUAUUCUGAUGGAAGACCAGAUAUUGUGGAACUUAUUUGCUCAACGUUUUGACAACAUUUUGAUACGACUAUUGACAUGCAACCAGCAGCACCUGUUUAACGUCACCAUGGUUCAGUUGAUGUCCCUGAUGUAUCGAGAACAACAACAGGGAACUAUACGCAAUCUAAUUAAUGAAUGGCUCACAUCGUCCCUCUCCGAGAGUUCUGAAGAUGAUGAAAAUAACCCGAUGUCUUCAUCUUCCUCAGAUGAUAUCUCUACAUCAGACCCAGUUUCUGAUUCAUCUGAGAGACUGUCACCAAUGGAUGGUAUUGGCAAAGCCAAUAAAAUUCAUGAUAAGACAACUGAAAUAAAUGAAAACUCAGACACCUCAGCAGGAACAGGAAAUGUGGACAAGGAUAAUAGUAGUAAGGAUAGUGGGUUUGGCCGCUCGGGGUCAAAUGUGGAUUCGUCCCCUGAUGAAUGGCCGUCACUAUAUAUCAACCAAACUUACAGAUCCAAAAAUAAACAGUCAAAAAAUAGUACAGAAAGAAAGCUGUGGUGUGCUGAGGACACUGUGCAUCAGAUUUCAUUUGAAGAUUCAGUUCAAACUUUAAAGGAUUCUCAGGAUGGAAAAAUAUAUGAAAUAAAAACUUGUUUGGAAAUGGAAAAUCAUAAAAAAAUUUUGCUUGAUACACAAACCAUAAAGGAAUGUAAAGGCAGGGGCAGUGUGAAGCAUGUGGGUGGCCAAAGCGCAUGUGAUGAUGGACGUGAGCUCGGGAGCAGUUCUCUGGUAGUGUUGGAGAAGAUAUCUCCUAUCCUUCUGCUUGAUAAUGAAACUGAAGAGUCUUCUCCUUUACAAUUCAUACACAAUACUCUGGAUGAUAGUUUAAAUACUGUUGGUUCAUUGUUAAUAAAUGACAAUGAUGAUGAGCCCUUCUCCUUCCAGUGUUGUGUUAUGAAUGACGUAUUAACCCCAAUGGAAGAAUCAGGGCAGCAACCGACAUGCCUCUCGCAGGAAAUAUUUAAAAGGCCACCAAAUGAAGAAGAAUCAGGGUCAAGUGGGGACUGGAGUGAAAAGAAGCCUCCACCACAAUUGCCAAAACUUCAUAAAAAUAAACCUAUUUUGGGUCAAAAGCGAUCAAGACAUACCAUGUCUCAAAAGAUGCUCUCAAACACUCAGGAGAAUAUAGAGUCAAGUAAUUCAACAGGGUCAGAGUGUGAUGAGGGUCCCCAUGCAAAAAGACCACACCAUCACAAGCCUCAUAAAAUGCUGAGUAAACCUAGGCCAGCCAAAAUGCUGCAAAAAGCCCUACAAGAGAGGAACUUCAAAAGAAGUAAAUUAAUAAAGCGUAAGGAGAGUAAGAGGAUUAAAGCCAAAGCACUCUUGCAUCAUCAUCCUACAGCAGAAGACAUAUCCAACUUACUGAAGGAAUUUACAGUUGAUUUUGUGCUGAAUGGAUAUUCGAACUUGCUACAGGGCCUCAGACUCCAAGUAAUGCUUCCAUGUCAGAUUGAUCUUGACAAGUCUCAUGUGUUAUGGCUCAUCACAUACUUUCUUCGCUUUGCUGUUGAGUUGGACUUGGAAUUAUCUCAGAUAUGUCCUGUCCUAUCUAUCGAUGUUGUGUCAUACUUGGUAUACGAGGGUGUAGUGAUGCAGGAGGACCUUGAGCGUGCAGUGCGUGAUGAUCAGGAGAAUCUGCUUCCCCACGUGCGCCGCCUUCACCUUGUUGUUACUGCUCUCAGGGAAUUCUUCAUUGCAUUUGAUGUCUGUAUGAAGAAAGACCAAAGUCUGCUUGAUGUUGGACAUCUCAUGCAUAUUAAAGAGGAACUUGGACAGUUAGUGGAGGUUCGGCAACUGUUUGUGUUGUUGAUCCGUAUGUACCGACCAGGAGUGCUAAGUCUCAACUACCUGCAGGACUUGAUCACUACAAAUCAUCUAUUCCUAACCACUCAGGAAGUCAGCAGCCUAAGUCUUUCUUCUAAGCAAACCUUUGACAUUCUCAAUCAUAUCAGACAAUUUGCCACCAUGGACAUGAUGCGUCAAUAUGGGCGCCUUCUUGAGAACUUUAACAUAAAUGAUGAAACUGUGAAUGAUUGCAUAUUCACAAUGAUGCACCAUAUUGCUGGGGAUUUAAGGAAUGUGAAUGUUAUGCUUCAGCCAGCCAUUCUGAGAGUAUUCUUGCGCAUUUGGCAGGAAGGAUGUGAAUUGUGUGUGGAUUGGGCCGAUCUUAUUGAAUAUGUCCUGCGUAAGUGCACGCGAGUGCGCAUGGAACACCCCAAAAAAAAGGAAAAGAAGGACAUGCAGAAACCAGUCCUUCACCAUGCAGGGAUUGAGUUAACGAAUGAAGACCUGGACCAGCUCUAUAAUUUGUAUUCAGCCUCAACUACAGAACAAGAUCUCAUGGACAAGAUCAAAGAAAUAUGCUGUGAUGACUGUAUUGAAGAACCUAUUAAGAAAGAAGUUAUUCAAAAGUUACUGGCACGAGGCUUCAUUACCACGAGUGAAUGCUCUAAACUGUGUGCAGAGAUACCUACCGUUGAAACACUUGUGAACAAAUGUGUGGGAGAUGUGAAUUUAGAGGAUGAUGUAAUGAUGGUGAGCAGCUAUUUAGAAGACUGCAUGGAUGACCUCCACACUCUCAAAGUCUUUAAGAAAAAAGACCCAGACAAAGGCAGGAACCCAAGCAAUCUCAAUGACAAACAUACAGAAUCCAAUAUGAAUCAUUUACAAAAACAAGGAGAAACAGUGACUCUGGAGAACAAGGAUUUCUGUGGCCAUGGACAAGCAUUGUGGGCAGCAACAGUGUGCGACAAAGCUGCAGGUAGCAUGGAAGGGAAUGUGAUGAACAUGGAGAACACCUCCGACUGGGAUGACAAUGCUACAGUCAUCUUCCUUACUGCUAAACUCAAAGAAGAAGGGUAUGGGAGUCAAGUAAUGUGGUUACAGACGCAGUUGUUGGAAGCAUGUUACGCAAAAAUCAAGUUCAUGGGUCCUGACAUGCCUAGACCCGAACCUGUGGCCCUCAACUUUGCCUUUUCAAACCAGUCCAUUCCCAUAAUCCCAUGGACGGGAGAACAGGAAGAGGUCUUUAGCUCACCAACUUUUCUACAGCUCCUUCGAGAACUUGGAUUUCAUCUUCCAUCUGAUACAGGCAAAUUAUAUCCCAGAAUGCCCCACUUCUGGUGCCCAAAUACUUUAUUCAUUGCUGCUAAGCGCCUUGGGCCUCUUCCUACAGAUUAUCUUAAGGUGUCUGUAGAGCAGAUACAGGAGAUGAUGCAGUUUGUUCCAUCAGCAGCUCACACUAAUGCUCUUACACCUCUCAACAUUGAAGAUGAAGACUCAUCUGUCAUUAAGGAAACAUCAUCUCUUGACUGUGAUGAUUCUUUUGAGAGAGUUAGUGAUUGUUCCAUGGAGAACAACCGUUCCAGUCCCUCCACACCAGCCUCACUUCUAGAUGAGAAACUUUCGUUGGGGCAUGAUGAGGAUGUUACAAAGAGCCACUUGCCAUCCCAAAGAAUCCCCGUGGCUGGUUUGAUGGUAUCUCCAGCAGGCUUCCAAGCUGUGAGCCAGAUGAAUGUGUCGUGACAGCUGUGUGUAACCAAAGUUACCAAGAACAGGCACACCCACUGAACACACUUGAGCCAGAUCUCAUACUAGUAUCUAACACUGGGGAAAAUCUUGCCAUAAAUAGUGCUUUCCAAAGCCUCUGACCACUUCAAGAAUGAGAAUGGAUCUUUGAAACUCCAACAUGUAUUUGCAUGACUCAAAACAUUAACAUUUUCCUAAUCAUUGUUGUACAAUAAAAUUUCACAGAAUUAACAACUAGGUUUCAUAGUGUAUGAACAUUAAAGUUUUCUGAAUAAAUAUUUUUGUGCAUUAAUGUGUAUAGUGUAAGAAAGUAACGCAUAUAGUUUCUUGUGGAAAGCAAGAGAUAUAUGUGAUCAAUACAUUAAGCUUAUAUGAGACAUUUAUAUUUAUUGUAUAAAUAUAAUGCCAUUAUUGAAAGACAACUUUUUACUAAACAAAAUAUCAUUUAAUUUCAAGCUACCAGCAUUACAUUGUGACAGCCAUUCUAUAGCUAUCAAGUACAAAUCCAAUUGUAAAUAUACUCAAAGUAUAAUUGAACAGGUCAAAUUUUGUAUUUAAUUCCAUUGAAUAGAGCUGUAUGUAGAAAAAAAAUUAAAUGGUUGCACAUGUUUUAAAUUGUUAGGCGACUUAGCCUUGUAAAUUUGAAUGUCUUAAAUGAGAAAUAUCCAAGUGUGUGACAAAUUGCAUGCGGGAUACUUUUAAUGAAUGGGCAGCAUUCCACCGUUGUUUGGAUCUAGUCUCUAGUCUUCAAAAAUCACCCUCAAAAUGGAGCUUAACUCUACGGCCUGUAUAGAAUGUUUUCAUCACACAGAUUUUGUAUGUUUAAAUAAUAUUGUGCUUAGAAUAUCACAUAAGCAUACUGUAUAUAGCUGCAUUUGUCAGUAAAAUUUUACAAUA